This is a messenger RNA of Talaromyces rugulosus, 777 nucleotides long. RefSeq lists its product as uncharacterized. Lineage: Eukaryota; Fungi; Ascomycota; Eurotiomycetes; Eurotiales; Trichocomaceae. The coding region runs from base 1 to 777 and encodes 258 amino acids. The transcript has a single exon. The record is from RefSeq and is a predicted model, not a curated record.
AUGGACUCGAUGAGAUCGCUCAACACAUCCCUUCCAAGCUCGACAUCAUACUCCCAACCACCCGAGCAACUCCUACAAGCUUUCAAAGCUGCCGCUCUAUCGGUUACCAACCUCUACAAGAGUGCCGCCUCCGACCAGGCCCAAGCGAAACAAGCCGGAUAUCAGGAGGCUAUUGAAGAUCUGUUACAUUUCUUAGAUCGAGAAAACCUUGGGCUGGGUGACGGCGAGGGUUGGAAGGUUCGGCAAUGGGCAACUGAACGGGCUGAGGGAACUUUCGACAGUGAUGAUGACGACAAACAAACACGAAGCUCUCCGCCAGCAGUGCUCCGAAAAGAGCAACGUGAUAAACCACAACAAGAUUCAUCGUCCUCCCCACAGGUUGAAUCUCCUAUCGAACCGCACGCUUCCACGAACCAUGAACAAUCUACAGCUCUCCCGACCGGGGACUCGAGCACACUCAUGCGACCAUCUAUUUUCACUUUUUCUGCUGGACCACAGUUUCCGUCUAUGUCUCCGGACAUGGACACACAAACACCUGAUCAUACGCCCGUGAACUCGGCAUCUUCGGUUGAUACACCAGGCGUUGGCAUUUCAGUCUUGCCACGAAACCCUUGGUCUGCUAAUCGACACAAUAAUUCUACCCGACGAUCGUCUGCUAGAGAUUCUGGCACUUCAUUUGGUAACAAGCGAAAGCACCACGUUCCAGACUUCUUUGACGUUUCCGGUUUAAACGGACGCGAUUUGUUUGGCGGAGGAAAACGAGGGCGAUUUGCAUGA